This is a messenger RNA of Drosophila grimshawi, 1944 nucleotides long. RefSeq names its product protein NASP homolog (gene Nasp). Gene Ontology annotation, molecular function: histone binding. The record is from RefSeq and is a predicted model, not a curated record. Gene Ontology annotation, biological process: DNA replication-dependent chromatin assembly; CENP-A containing chromatin assembly. The transcript has 5 exons. NCBI's taxonomy places the organism in Eukaryota, Metazoa, Arthropoda, Insecta, Diptera, Drosophilidae. Gene Ontology annotation, cellular component: nucleoplasm. Bases 170 to 1681 code for a protein of 503 amino acids.
AUCGAUAAACAAGCGCUAAUUCCGCUGUCUUCUUUAGCAUUUCGCGGUGCUUGCUCCUAUAAUUUUCGCAAAUAAACGUAAUUAAAGUGUUUUCUGCGUGUGCAAACUCAACAAAAUUGUUUCAGAGCAAUACAGCAACACACAAUCAACUUUCACAAGCAACGCUGAAAUGUCUGCCGAAGCUGAAGCAAUUGUCACAACGGCUGCUGCCGAUGCAACAUCAGAGAAGACAGUCGUCGAGCCCGUCGCCGCGGAUACGACGCCGGACGAUGCGCCGUCGGAGCAAGGCGCAUCUGGCGGCAAGGCGGAACAGGAGCGUGCCGAGAAGAUACUCAAGGGCAAAGAGCUGUUCAGUUUGGGAUCGCGUAACUUUCUGGUCAAGAGCUAUGACGAGGCAGCCGAUGAGCUGAGUCAAGUGUGCCAGCUAUACGAGGAGGUCUACGGCGAGCUGGCCGAUGAACUGGGACAGCCACUGCUGCUGUAUGCCAAGUCUUUGAUUGCCAUGGCGCUAGAUGAGAACAAAGUGAUUGAUGUGCCCGAUGAGGCGGCCGACGAUGAUGAGGAUGUGGACGAUGAUGAGGACGACGAGGAUGAGAAGGGCGACGCAAAUGGAGAGAAACCAGCGUUGGCAAAGGCGGCCAACGGUGCCACAAAUGGCGAAAAGCUCCAUACCAUUAAAGAAGGUGUUGCCGAUGAGGCAGAUUCCACAGGCGAUGCUGGGCAGUCUAAGGACGAUGAGGCCGCAGGAAGCUCGAAGCCACCGACAGGCGUGGAUGAGGUGAGCAGCAGCAAUGGAAAUGCAACUGCCACAACUAGCAACGAUGAUGAACGUCCCAGCACCUCUAAUGGCGAGGUGACAGCCAGCACCAGCAACGGAGCAGCAGCAGCCAGCAUGGAUGUGGACCAGGCCGAGGAAGACACCGAGGAGGGCGAGGGUGUCGCCGGCAGCCUUCAGUUGGCCUGGGAGAUACUCGAAGCGGCGGCCAAGAUCUUCUCGCGCCAAGGUCUCAGCGGUCUGACCUACCUGGCCGAUGUGCAAACGGAACUGGCCAACAUUGAAUUCGAAAAUGGUAUUCUGGAUGCGGCACGCGAGGAUUAUGAGAAAGCGCUGAAGAUUCACGCGGAGCUGCCCAGCCAGAAUCGUCGUGCGCUCGCCGAGCUGCAUUACAAGAUCGGUCUUACCUAUCUGAUGCAGCAGCUGAAUAAGGAGGGCGCCGCAGCCCUGCGCAAUUCGAGCGUCCUCAUCGAGGAAGAAAUUGCCGAAAUCAAGAAUAAGGCGAAUCCCAGCGAGCGCGAGAAGAACAACAUGCUCGACUUGGAGGAGACCAAACAAGAGAUUCUCGUCAAGAUACAAGAGAUCGAGGACACCCAAGCGCAGACUAUAGCCGAGGUGCGCGCCGCUUUGGACAGCUACAUCAAACCCAUGGGCAGCAGCAGCAGCAAGAGUGUUGUAGAUGCUGCUGCCUCCUCUUCGACAGCAGCUGCUACCGCUGUCAAUGGUGCUGCAUCAAGUUCAUCAUCGUCCACGGCAUCGUCGGUGGCGGCGGCAUCCUCGUCAGCCAUCAGCAGCAGUUCGGCCAAGCCCACGGAUAUCACGCAUCUGAUCAAGCGCAAGAAGCCCGAAGAGCCCAGCUCGGAGGCUGAGGCUCUCUGCUCGCCGGCCAAGCGUGCUGCGGUUUAGAUACCUUUCCAAACUGCACAUUCCAGUUAAACACACGCACACACCAACACACACACCCAUAAACACAUCAGUUACUUUAAACUCACACACACACACACAUGCUUUUCUUUCCCCGUAUCCUAUUUAAGUUUAUAUGCUUAAUGUUUUUUCCUGUUUUACACCAAUCAUUUUCUAUAAGUCUGUGUAACAUUACAAUCACAAUUAGUGCUAAGUGCAUAAGUACAUAAAAUAAUGUUUUUAUACUAUUAAAAAGAAAGAAAACA